Calypte anna (Anna's hummingbird) is the source of this 2449-nucleotide messenger RNA. It is a transcript of the gene TRMT10C, whose product is annotated as tRNA methyltransferase 10C, mitochondrial RNase P subunit. Bases 484 to 1719 code for a protein of 411 amino acids. The record is from RefSeq and is a predicted model, not a curated record. NCBI's taxonomy places the organism in Eukaryota, Metazoa, Chordata, Aves, Apodiformes, Trochilidae. Gene Ontology annotation, biological process: mitochondrial tRNA 5'-end processing; positive regulation of mitochondrial translation. Gene Ontology annotation, cellular component: nucleoplasm; nucleus; mitochondrion. Gene Ontology annotation, molecular function: tRNA binding. The transcript has 2 exons.
CCCCAACCAGCACGGCGCCGCGCCCGGGCAAGAAGGAGAAGCGGACCGGGUGCUCCCGGGGCAUGCGCAUCCCGGUCCCCGUGAGGUGAGGUCGGCAUGGCGGAGGCAGUGGUGGUUGUGCUGCCGCAGGGAGAUCGGUAGCCGUGUCGACCGCGCAGAGGCUUCUUUUCGCCCCCUUCCCUCCCCAUCCCGGGCCGGACAAGACGGAGACAAGGCGAGCUAGAACGCGGCUGGAGCUCGGGCAGGUGCAGGCGCAACCGCUGGACAGGGAAGGCCUCUCCCGCCCCGUGUUUGCCGCCGCCGCGCGUACCGGCGAGACGCUCGCCCGCGGGCCCGGGCUACCCCGUCAUGCCGCCCUUCUCGGCCCGUCUGUGGCUCCCGGACACCUUGGGAGAGCCCUGUCACCUUCUGCCGUGCUGCCCAGCCCGCCCUUCCUAGGAGGUGACUUGCUGAUAAGUGUUUGAACAUUGUGCAUGUCUAAUUAUGCAGUCUGCUAAUGUGCUUCUGAAAAGAAUCAUAAGAAGUUCUGUCCUUCCAUUUGCUGCACAACAUGGGAUGAACAAGGAUUUGUUUCCACUAAGUAGAACUCUGAGUUUAUCACUGUGCCUGAAGCAGGACAACUCAGAAAAAAUAGAUUUAGAUGCGUGGAAGAAGGUAAUGAAGUCUGGGUUGCAAGAAGAAGUCAGCGAAACAGUCUCUGAGCCUAAGGAACUUUCUGCUUUGGCUGCUGCCCGUGAGAUUGUGGAGAUGUGGAGACUAGCUGGCAGAUCAGUUCCAGAAAAUAUGAGUGACGAACAGCUAAAAACCUUCAUUGAAUGUCCUUCCAAGUCGGCCAAAAAGAAGUAUUUAAAAUAUUUGCAUCUCAAAGAACUUUACAAGAAAAACGACAAGAGAAAGAUGGAAGAGAAAAGAGAAAGGAAGCUGGUAGCACAAGAGCAAGCGUCAGAAACCAGUAAGACCAAAAAUACUUCAUUCGUAUGUUUGUGGGCCAGCUCAAUGGACAGAGCAUACAAUUGGAGGGCUGCUCAGUCUAUGGUGUUUGGCCAGCCCCUGGUAUUUGACAUGUCUUAUGAAAAUGAUAUGUCUGUCCGAGAAGUUGCAAACACAGUCAGACAGUUAGUGUUGAGUGAAAGCAGCAAUCGAAGAUCUGUGGAUCCUUUCCACAUCCACUUCUGUAACUUGAAAGAUGACAGCCUGUAUCAUAAGGAAUUUGUCAAGCAUUAUAGAGAGGCAUGGGACAAAUUGCUUGUCACGGUGACUGACCAGUGCUACACGCAAAUCUUUCCAAAGGAUAAGCUCAUCUACCUAACUGCUGAUUCUCCCAAAGUAAUGAAAACAUUUGAUCAUGAUAAAGUCUACAUUAUUGGGUCAAUGGUUGACAAGAGUAUAAAAACAGGAGUGUCUUUAGCACGGGCAAAGCGACUGGGGCUGGAGACUGCUGCCCUUCCAUUGGAGAAGUACUUGCUUUGGAAUAGUGGUGCCAAAAAUCUCACCCUGGAUCAAAUGAUGCAUAUUUUGUUAACGUUGAAAGAUACCGGAGACUGGAAGAAGGCUCUGGAAUUUGUCCCGAAAAGGAAAUACUGUGGCUUUGUUAGCAGACCUGUGCAUGAACUGAAAAAAACCUUAAACCUGAUCAACACACUUAAACUUGGAAAGACACAGCAAGAAGUGCAGAAGCAGUUUGCCAAGAACUACUCGAAGAAGCUAACGCAAAAAUAGAGUGAUAGGGAAGAAAAUUACUUCUUAUAAGCAACUUGUGCCCUUGAAUGCUCCAGUUUCUCACAACUUCUGGAACUGUGUUCAACUGUUUAUCUUUAAAAACACCUUUGUUGGUCAAGUUUGAAAGACCUUUGUUAAGGAUUUUUUUUAAAUUAUCUUAGGAUUUCAGCUGUUUGAAUUUAUUCACAGAUCAUUGUGUAAGAGAAAUGAGAGAAAUGUAAGAGAAAUGAGAUAAUCUGUUCUUAAAAAAUUGCUCUGUACAAAGAAUAGAAAUCUGUUCAGUUGAGUUGUAUUGCAACAAGGGUGAAUGACUGAAUGAAAGGUUUCUCUUCAGAGAAUAGUGCCUUGGGUUUGCAGGUGAAGGCCAUCCAGUCUUCUAAAAAGUUAGCUGAGACCUUUCCCCCUUACUUCCUGGGUCCUCUUUUGGUGUGUAGAUGAACUGACUUUUAAUAGCUGAGCUAAAAACAAGUGGUUUGAACCAUUUAUGAGUUUGGGGAGUUGGCGUGCUUCCUGGGUGUUCUAUCUGGCACAAAUCAGAGGUUUCUCACACCUCUUUCAAAGGUAUAGUAAACAUUUUCUUGACCCCACCACAAAAAAUACCUUGUGUACUUUUGUGUCAGGCAUUUAUCCUAGAAUUGCCUGUGUUUUCAGUCCAUGUAAUGUAGAUCUCUCAAAAUGCUGGAACUUUGAGGUGAUACAGAUAUAUGUUAGUAAAUGCUUCCAUGUAAUA